AUGGAUGAAGCGAAUCACUCUGCAGUGUCAGAGUUCGUGUUCCUGGGACUCACUGAUUCCUGGGAGAUCCAAUUUCUCCUCUUUGUGGUCUCCACUACAUUUUAUGUGGCAAGCAUGAUGGGAAACUCCCUCAUUAUGCUCACGGUGACUUCUGACCCUCACUUACACUCCCCCAUGUACUUUUUGUUGGCCAAUCUCUCCUUCAUUGACCUGGGAGUUUCUUCUGUCACUUCCCCCAAGAUGAUUUAUGACCUUUUCAGAAAGCGUAAAGUCAUCUCCUUUAGGGGUUGCAUCACUCAAAUCUUCUUCAUCCAUGUCAUUGGUGGUGUGGAGAUGGUGCUGCUUAUCGCCAUGGCCUUUGAUAGAUAUGUUGCCAUAUGUAAGCCUCUCCACUACCUGACCAUCAUGAGCCCAAGAAUGUGCAUCUUCUUUUUAGUGGCUGCCUGGAUGACUGGCCUCAUUCACUCUAUGGUUCAACUGGCUUUUGUGGUAAACUUACCCUUUUGUGGUCCUAAUGUGUUGGACAGCUUUUACUGUGAUCUUCCUCGGUUCAUCAAACUUGCUUGCACAGACACCCACCGACUAGAGUUCAUGGUCACAGCCAACAGUGGAUUCAUCUCUGUUGGCUCCUUCUUCAUACUGAUAAUUUCCUAUAUCAUCAUCAUUCUCACUGUUCAGAAAUACUCUUCAGAUGGUUCAUCCAAAGCUCUGUCUACACUAUCAGCUCACAUCACUGUGGUAGUCCUGUUCUUUGGUCCUUUGAUAUUUGUUUAUGUGUGGCCAUCUCCCUCCACACACUUGGAUAAGUUUCUGGUAAUCUUUGAUGCAGUUCUCACUCCUUUCCUGAAUGCUAUCAUUUACACAUUCAGGAAUCAAGAAAUGAAGGUGGCAAUGAGGAGAGUAUGUGGACAGCUCGUGAAUUGCAGGAAGAUCUCUUAA
This is a messenger RNA of Rhinolophus ferrumequinum (greater horseshoe bat), 939 nucleotides long. Its product is annotated as olfactory receptor 4F3/4F16/4F29-like. The transcript has a single exon. The record is from RefSeq and is a predicted model, not a curated record. Gene Ontology annotation, molecular function: olfactory receptor activity; G protein-coupled receptor activity. NCBI's taxonomy places the organism in Eukaryota, Metazoa, Chordata, Mammalia, Chiroptera, Rhinolophidae. Gene Ontology annotation, biological process: G protein-coupled receptor signaling pathway. Bases 1 to 939 code for a protein of 312 amino acids. Gene Ontology annotation, cellular component: membrane.